Tetrahymena thermophila SB210 is the source of this 3582-nucleotide messenger RNA. RefSeq names its product ATPase, histidine kinase-, DNA gyrase B. The transcript has a single exon. NCBI's taxonomy places the organism in Eukaryota, Ciliophora, Oligohymenophorea, Hymenostomatida, Tetrahymenidae. The record is from RefSeq and is a predicted model, not a curated record.
UCAUGCCAAAAAAGUGAUAAAACCUUUGACUUUUUUAAUUAUUCAUCUAAUUUUCCUGUUGUGGGAUAAGGAGGAAUAGUUAUUGGAAGCACUUGUGAUAAAGUCAAUGAACUAAAUGAAUAUUAGAAUGCCAACAUGAUUUCACCUUAAGCUAAAGCUGAAUAAAGCAAUAUUAUGAGCUAAUAGAAAUUUAUCAAAAAUAAAUAAUUAUAAUAAUCAGAAGUUUAAAUCGAUUAUUCAAAUAUUAUUGAAGAAAGUUAAAACAAUUUAAAUGCUAGUUACUGUGGAAAUAAAUUAAAUGAAAUUAAAAAAUCUUAAGGAAUAGCCAAUUAAUAAACUCCAAAUUAGUUGCAAGGAUAGUUUAGUAAUAAUUCUCAAUAAUGGUAACUUAAUGCAAUUUAAAAGAAAAAUUCUUUCCAAGUUUAAGAAUGUGAAUAAAAUAUUUCAUAAGAUUUCUUUUUCAAAUAGAGAGGAGAUCUAAAGAAUAAUUAAGAGCUGUUAGAUUUAAUUAAAAGUAAAUCAGAUUGCAGUAUUAAAGACAUAUUAAGUAUUAUACUAGAUCCUAAAACUUAUCAUAAUCCAAAGAAAUAACAUUUAGGUUGUUAAGUUAAUAGAUUAAUUGAAUUAAGAAAUGAUAAGUAAGAGAAAGGAAAUUAACAUGGAUAUUCUAACUAUGACAGCUACGAUUCAUACACUCCAAUUAAUUCUAAACUCCUAUAACAACAAUCUGUUUAAAAACAGAUGCUUUGUUAAAAUAAUAAAUCCUUUUAACAUAUGUUUGAUAUCGUUGUUGAUGAUUGCUCAAUAUUGAUCUAAAAGCUAAUACAGCCAUCAAAUAUUAUAGUGACUAUAAAAAUAACAAUUCUCUAGCAAUAAUCGCUUUGCAAAGAAGACAAUUUUGAAAAUUUAUUUGCCUUUUUUGAGUUCACUACAUCCAGUUAAAAUAUGAAUCAAAACUGCAAAUAAGAGUAAGAAAAAGUGAAAAAGAUUGAGCAUUUUGCAUAAUCAAUAUCUUGGCUAGAAAGAAAACUAACAACAGUACUAGAGCCGUGCAUUUAGAGAGCCAAUUUGUUUAAAUAGUACUGCAAAAGAGGGUUUUAAAAUUUUACUGCUGAAGAAUAAAAAAGCAUAUUUAUUAUACCUUUUUACAAUUCAUUUUAGUUGAUAUUUAACAUAAUAUAAAAUUCAAGGAAUUUUGUUUAAAUAAAAGAAGAUAAAUUUUGCUUGAGCCUUUCAUCAUUUAAUAUUUUAAAUUUACUUUCAAAAUGCCUUGAUAUUUUUAAGUAACAAGCGAAAUACCAAAACAUUUACCUUGAACUCAAAGUGUAAAAAAGUGCAAAGCUUUUUUUAUGCUCUGAUAAACUGAGGCUAUAGUAACUGAUUGUUAAUAUGCUAGCUAGCUCCAUUAAGCACACUUUAGUGGGAAAAGUAUAAAUUUAAAUUGACUACAUUCCUCUUCAAUAAAUGUAUAAAAUAAGUAUUUAAGAUACAGGCAUUGGUAUUGAUUCGCAUGCAUGCUAGAAAAUAUCUCAAAUAAUGAAUUUAAAUCCUGAUGAAUUAUCUGAAUAUGAAAAUAUUUUUUCAAAUAAUUUUUCUUUCAUUAAGGACCAUCAUAAUAUAGAUGAUAAAACGGAUUUUUCAAAUGCCUUUUCACCUUAUACCAAAUAAUAAAAAACUUCCUCUAAAGAAGAAAGCUCCUUAAAAUAUAUAAAAUUUUUGAUGCUAAAUUUUAUUGCUAAGAAGCUUGGGAGUAAUAAUUCAAUCUAAUUAAAUAGCAAAAAGGGUAUUGGUACUUAAUUAGUGUUUUAUGUUCAAGAUUAAUCAGAGAUUUAAUCUUAAAUAAACCAAAAAAUGCAUCAUACGAAUGAAUCUUUAAAUACAUAAUCAGAUAAUUAAAGCUAACUUUAAUGCUCAUUUGAAUAAGAAAUAAAUAUGAAAAAUCAAUAAGCGAGGCAAUUUAGAUAUUCAGAAAAAGCUUUUAAUCAUUUUUAAUAUUAAAAUCCAAAUCAAUAAAAUAAAGAGCCAGUUGAAUAAAAUCUAUAAAUUCUUAAUGACAAAAGAAAUGAAGAACAUAAGUCUGAUUUUAACUUAAACAGUUAAAAUAUGCAAUCAGAUAAAGAUAAGCUUUCCUAAAAAGAUCAAUCUUCUAGUAAUAAAAACAGUAGAUUUGGAAGAAAAAGUUUAUUUAGUGAUGCUUAAAAUUUGAUAUAUGAAGAAUCUUGUAAUGUUUAAAGCGAAUACAACAGUAGAUUAUCACAAAAUUUCUCUCAAAAAAAAACCCCAAAAUGUGAACAAUUUGUUGUUACUCACAAAAUAGAAAAAAAUUAUAAUUAAUAAGAUAACUCAGUAGAAACAAGCUUAUUUCAAAAAAACAAAAUUUAAUGCAGUAUAAAACUUAGAAAGUGUAAAACACAAGCUGGUUUAGAAAAUGUUUCCCAAAGCUAAUAAAAUUAAGACAAUAUUGUAGAAGAAUAUGAUGUUUAUUAAUUUGGUAUAGAAAGAAAUUAAAGAAAUAUUAACAAAUUAAUUGACUCUCAAAGCGAAAAUAAUUUUGAAGAGAACAACAUAAAUUAAUAAUUUACCUCUUUUUAAAACCCCAAUUUACAUUAAAAAUACCCAACUUCCUUUUACAAAUGCGAGAAUCCUAUGCAAGCAACUAAUAGUGAUUAAAAUGGUUCUUUUAGUGAUUUUUCUUCGUUACUUUAAAAUUAUUUUGCUCCAAGUAAAUCUUAAAAUGCAAUAUUAUUCAACAAUUAAGCCCAUAAGCAAUCCCCUAGAUCUAAAAAUAACCAUGAAUAUUCUAAAAAUUUCGAAGGUUUAAUUAAAACUAAAUCCCCAUUUAAGAAAGCAUAUUCAAUGCGACAUGCUAGUUCAGAAUUCAUUCAAUCUGAAUACAAGUCACAUAAUCAAAAAAAUACGGAAGCUUAAAACUCAUUUGAAUAAGAGGACAUAUAAAAAUAUUACGUUCAAGAUUCACCUCUAUUUAUUUAAAGUUAAAAAGUAAUCAAAGCUCUAAACGAAGAUUCACAUUCAUAAAAUGUAAUAAAAAAAGUACAUACAGAAUUUACUUAAUGUAACUAGACAAUAUUUUAAGGAUCUCCCAGUUCUUCAGCCAGUAUCUAAUCAAAAAAAACUGAAAAAAACAGUAAAAUUAAUUCUAAAUUAAAGAUGUGCAGUUGUAAUUAAAUUCUAGUAGUAGAAUAAACAGAAAACAGUCUGAAAUAUAUCAAGCAAAGUCUGUUUAAUUUAAAAUUAGAAGCAGAUUGCUCAUUAAUUGGAAAAUAGUUGCUAUAAAAAGUUAAGCAUAAAUUUCAGAAUUCAAUUUGCUGUCCAAAGUAUAAAUUGAUAUUCAUAGAUAGAGAAUUUUCAUAAUAAAAAGCUAGUAAGGCUGUUUAAAAUAUAAAUAAAAUAUAUUCUUUAAUUGAUGAUCGAAUCAAACCAAUCUUUUGUUCAUGCGAACCAAAUAAAAAUUAAUCUAAAUAAAAUUUACAAGAUUAAGAAGAUGAAACUUUUGACUUUUGUUUCUAUAAAAAAAUUUAUUCUGAUACAUUUAAUGAUUUAAUUAAACUCGCUAUUGCCUGA